This is a messenger RNA of Prionailurus viverrinus (fishing cat), 4081 nucleotides long. It is a transcript of the gene CDC25B, whose product is annotated as cell division cycle 25B. Gene Ontology annotation, biological process: positive regulation of G2/M transition of mitotic cell cycle; protein dephosphorylation; positive regulation of G2/MI transition of meiotic cell cycle. The coding region runs from base 302 to 2026 and encodes 574 amino acids. Gene Ontology annotation, molecular function: protein tyrosine phosphatase activity. The record is from RefSeq and is a predicted model, not a curated record. Gene Ontology annotation, cellular component: cytoplasm; nucleus. Lineage: Eukaryota; Metazoa; Chordata; Mammalia; Carnivora; Felidae. The transcript has 16 exons.
UAACCAGAGCCCCCAUUGGUGGCGUCCGGCGGCGCGGCUGCUGUUAUUUUUCGAAUAUAUAAGGAGGUGGAGGUGGCAGCUGCUGCUUAGAGGUUUCCCGGACUGGUGGCUGGUCCCUGCAUCCCUCCACCCCGCCCCACCCUCCCCGCUUCCCUCUCCUCCCUCGCUCCGACCCCGUGGCUCUUCCUCCCUCCCUCUCCCCCCUCCACCCCGCGCCCGCUCCCCACCUCGCCCCGGCCAGCUGUGCCCGGCGUCGCCCUGCGCCCGGCCCUCCGGCCAGCCUUCCGCGGGCCACGCCGCGAUGGAGCUGCCCCAGCCCGAGCCCGCGCCGGGCGUGGCUCUCAGUCCGGCCGGCGUGCGCGGUGGCGCCGAGCGUCCCAGCCACCUCCGGGGCCUCCGGCUGGGAGCUCAUGGCCUCGUGGGGUCCCCGGAGCGCGCGGCCGCUUCCUCGCCGGUCACCACCCUCACCCAGACCAUGCACAACCUCGCCGGGCUGGGCAGUGAGACCCCAAAGAGUCAGGUAGGCGGCCUGCUCACACGCCUAUCCCUGUCCCGGAGACGAGCAUCUGAAUCUUCCCUGUCGUCUGAGUCCUCUGAAUCUUCUGAUGCAGGUCUUUGCAUGGAUUCUCCAAGCCCCAUGGACCCCCAGAUGGCAGAGCAGACGUUUGAACAGGCCAUCCAAGCAGCCAGCCGGGUCAUCCGAAACGAGCAGUUUGCCAUUCGACGCUUCCAGUCCUUACCGGUGAGGCUUCUGGGCCACAGCCCUGUGCUACGGAACAUCACCAACUCCCAAGCACCUGGCAGCUGGAGGAAGAGCGAGGCGUGUGGCCGAGCUGCCCGCAGCUCUGGGGAGGACAAAGAGAAUAAUGGAUUUGUUUUCAAGAUGCCAUGGAAACCCCCACAUCCCAGCCAUGCCCAUGCUUUGGAAGAGUGGGCUGACCGAAGAGAAGCCUUUGCCCAGAGACCAAGCUCAGCCCCCGACCUGAUGUGUCUCACCCCUGAGCGGAAGAUGGAAAUAGAGGAGUGGAGUCCCCCAGCCCGAUCCCGCUUCCCCCUGACUGCCACCCAGGGGUCCUCUGAGGAAGAUGAUGGAUUUGUGGACAUCCUGGAGAGUGACUUAAAGGAUGACAAUGUGGUCCCCCCAGGCAUGGAGAGCCUCAUUAGUGCCCCACUGGUCAAGACCUCAGAAAAGGAGGAAGAGCAGGGCCUCAUCAUAUACAGCAAGUGCCAGCGGCUCUUCCGUUCUCCGUCCAUGCCCUGCAGCGUGAUCCGACCCAUCCUCAAGAGGCUGGAGCGGCCCCACGACAGGGACCUGCCCAUACAGAACAAGCGGAGGAAGAGCGUCACCCCUCCAGAGGAGCAACGGGAGGCCGAGGAACCUAAAGCCCGUGUCCUCCGCUCAAAGUCCUUGUGUCAUGAUGAGAUUGAGACUAUCCUGGACAGUGACCACCGAGAACUGAUUGGGGAUUACUCCAAGGCCUUCCUUCUGCAGACUGUGGAUGGGAAGCACCAAGAUCUCAAGUACAUCUCACCAGAAACGAUGGCAGCCCUGUUGGCAGGCAAGUUCAGCAACAUUGUGGAGAGGUUUGUGAUUGUGGACUGCAGGUACCCCUACGAGUAUGAAGGCGGGCACAUUAAGACUGCCGUGAACUUGCCCCUGGAACGGGAUGCUGAGACCUUCCUGCUACAGAGCCCCAUCACACCCUGUAAUCUGGACAAGAGAAUCAUCCUCAUUUUCCACUGUGAAUUCUCAUCUGAACGUGGUCCCCGCAUGUGCCGUUUCAUCAGGGAGCGUGACAGAGCCGCCAACGACUAUCCCAGCCUCUACUAUCCUGAGAUGUAUAUCCUCAAGGGCGGCUAUAAGGAGUUCUUCCCACAGCACCCGACCUUCUGUGAGCCCCAGGACUACCGGCCCAUGAACCAUGAGGCCUUUAAGGACGAGCUGAAGACCUUCCGUCUCAAGACACGCAGCUGGGCUGGGGAGAGGAGCCGGCGGGAGCUCUGUAGCCGCCUGCAGGACCAGUGAAGGCCAGCACCAGUCCUGCCUACCUUCUCUUCCUCGUGGCCUGGGUGCCAGCCACCUAGGGCCCUGCAGGGCUGAGGGUCUGCUGGAGGCCCCAGGUGCCAUCCAGGGGAAGGGCAGUGAGGGUGUCCUGUCUGUCUGCCCCCAGCCCUGGUCCCCAUGUCUCCAUUCAAUCAUACUUCAGACCCUUGUCCCACCCCCACCCCAGCCCAGCCCCUGGAGGAGCCCAGCCUGUUGAUUUGGUGAAAUUGGAUUAUGUCGAGCUCUAAGGAAGUAUUUUGUGUCCAGCAGGGACCUUUUUUUGCUUUUUUUCCUUCCUUGUUUGAGUUAACCCUUUGUCUUCCCAUGUCCAGAAAAGACCCGCCUUUUCUCUAGGGGCUUUGUUUGUAUGUGGCCAGAGGAAAGCCACAGCCCCCCAGGAUGGGCCAAGGCAGAAUUCCUCCCUGUGAGGGGAGCUGGCACUGCGGCCGGGCCCUCUCUAGCACUCCUGGGUGUGUCUGCCAUGUUUUCUUUCUCUUUCUCUUUCCUGUCCCUCCACAUGAACACCUGCAGCACAAACAUAACCUCUUACUCUUUCCUGUUUCAGUGUUACCUGCACGCUUGAUUCAUUUGUCUGAUUUGUUGCCCAUCUCAGGAUAUUCACAGGCUGAGGAUUAGGCUCCCCUCUCCAGCUGGGGUUAGAGACUCUGAACAUUAAUUAGCCACUUGACCCUAGCUCCUCAGGGGCCCUUGGGCCAGGGCUAAGGCCUGCAUCCUGAGCCCCUGGAAGCCCAGACCUCACUGCUGUGAACCCCGGGGCCCGACUGGUCAGAAUUUGCUGCUGUCUUGUUGUGGAUGGACAGAUGGACGAAUGGACGGAUGAUGGAUGGAUGGAUGGAUGGAUGGAUAGCCAUGGAUGCCCAAUGCCUUGCACACACAAACUGCUGAGUUGAAGCAUUUCAGUGAGCAUGACAGCCUGCGGCAAGAAUAUAUAUGUGUCUGUCUGUGUGGACAAACUCUUUACACUUUAAGGUUUGGAAAUAUUCAAGAUGAAAUGUCAUAGAAGCAGCGAAGCCAAGGACAGAGCCAUGUCCGGAUUCCGAAUCUCAGGAUGUGUGGGGGGCUGUGCUUGAAGGCCCAGAUGAGUCAUCUGUUUGGGCCUUGGUUCAAUAAAGCACUGAGCAAGCUGAGUAACCAGCAUUGUGUCCUAUGGGCCCUUGACAAGACCAUGGCAGACGCUGAUGGCGGGGGUAGGAUAGCCACAGGUCAGUGGAUGGGGGCCGGAAGACUCCUGCAGAGGUGGCCUCAUGUUCUCUUCCCAAGGCAGCCUUGCCUCUCCUUCGUGUAUCUAUUCAAACACCUCUAAGCUCACCCUUUCUAAACUGCACCAAGUAACCAAAGUGACCCUGUCACUGCUCAAGAAUUGUCAGUGGCUCCCCACUGCCCUCAGGAUAAACUUAUCCCUGCAUCGCCCUUUAGGACCUGCCCCCCCCCCCCCCCAGGCCCAUUCCUCACCUCAUUUGACUCAAAUCCCCAUGUCUUGCUCUUCACAUUUCCUUCCUUUGCACCUGCUGCAUCAUCAGGAAUGUUCUCUCCCUGUUAUUCCUCCUUUGAGACUCAAUUUCAGAUGUCACCUCCUCCCAGAAGCCUUCCUGCCCUGUCAGAAAACUGACUUUCCUCUCAGCGGCCCCAGCACCCCGCAGAGGUUCCACCACGUAGGGAGAUGCCAAGUUCAAGAUCAAGAGAGUGGAAAAGGGCCAAUCUGGGAGAAGGGGUCCCAGGCCCAAACCUGGUGUCUCAGGAAAUUCCCUCAGAACACCACUGCAGGUGACCCUUGCCCCCAAAUGCGAGUCUGUGAUUGCGGGGCCUCCUUUGCACACAUGUACAGAUAAGGUACUACCUGAUACAGAGUGUGUCAAACAUGUGGGGCAUCAUUACCACUUUCUGUCAAAGUUCAUCUACCUUCUGAAGUAGGUGGUGCUAACGAUUAUUCACUCCAUUUUGUAGAUGGGAAAAUGGAGGCUAUUUCCUACCAGAGCAAUAAAGGACUCCAGAUUCCCAGGCUGAGUCUAAACAAUG